GCUGUGUCUUGUGAGAGAUGCUCCUAAACCACGAGUAAGACGGAAAGACAGAAAUGCAGUGGUGACAACUUCUUCUUCUUUUCAGCUGUUGUUUAAAAGAAUACAAUGGAGGUUUUUGGCCUGAGGAGGACCCAGUCCUUGAAGAGUCUUUCUGGGAUUCAGGAAAAGUCGUGGGUCAAUGCAGUUUCCCCCAGCUGGAAGAGAAAGUCUGUCUCUCAACUGGUGCAACAUUACCAAAGCUGCUCUGACCUAAGGAGUCCUGAUAGGGCAGAGCAGAAUCUUGAGCUGUCGGAAAGCUGGGUGGAUGGCGGAUGGAGAAGAGGGGACAGCAGAGAGAAUGUGGUCCUCUGGGGCUCAGGAAGGCGCUCUAAUCUUUCCAGGAGUCGCUCCAUGGAGUUCCUUCCUCAGAAGGAGGCUACGGGCACCAAAGCUCUGUGCGCCCUGUUCGAGUCCAAAGCUACCUUGCAGCAGUGCUUCAGCAGCAGCCCUCGGCUGAACAUGGCAUCUGAAACUGACAGUGUCACAGUGAGAGACUACCCUCUGCAGGACAGGAGAAGUCAUAACACUUUUCUUAAGGACACAGCUACACAGAAAGCCACUCAAGUGGGUGGAAGAAGGGCUGUGAAUGGGCUUCCAGAGUUUCAUGACAGAGCACGCAGACACUUGCCUGAGGACAAAUACAGCUCUUCACUGACUAAAGGGGGCACCCCAACGAGACAAACCAGAGACAGAACAUCUACUUCCUUCUCAGUGAGAGACAGAUCAACUCUCUAUCUGUCAAGAACAGCAGCCACUGACACCACAGGAGGCCCAACACAACCAGAAUUCAUUGGUACACUAGGAAAAGGGGCUAAAAACAGUAAGAUGGCUGACCAGACCAGAAAAGUCACAGUUUUACAAUCAUCUCCUGAAGAAGAUGACUUGCCCUUCCCCCCACCUCCCCCAGUACCACCUAGACCUCUCAACUAUGAAGGGCCUUCAUCGUUAAGUAGCCUUCCCCUGCCUCCACCUAAAGAAACCUUCUCCACAUUCUACCAGCAACGGCAGAAAAAUGAGCUGAAGAGGCUCUUUAAACACAUCCACCCAGACUUACGGGCAAGUCUUGAUGACGCAGUGGAUGAUGAGAUCAUGAAGGCAGUGCAGUCAGAAAACACUCAGGCAGCAGAUGCAGCUUAUCAGGGGGAAGUGCAAUCCAUGAGGUGGAUCUUUGAGAACUGGACUCUGGACAGUAUUGGAGAUCCUCAUUCAACCAAAAAGCUGAUGGAUAAUGAGGAGUUAAAAGGUGGAGAUGUAAGAAGCACCUCCUCGAUGUUUGAACAUAUUGACAGCACCCAACUACAGUCUGCCAAAAGGCAGAUUUCUGUCAGGGGGGAUGUGAGAACAUCAAUGUGGUUGUUUGAGACCCAGCCCUUGGAUUCCUUAAAUAGAUCCGUAAAUGAAGAGGGUGAACUAGUUGAGGCAGUGCUGAAAGAACCUGUACAGCCUGGGGAUGUAAGAGGAACUCGUCUGCUUUUUGAGUCUAAAGCACUGAGUGACUUGGGGCGCUGCAACUCUAUUGAAGAUCAUAGUUUCCUGAAACUGAGGUCUGAGCUUCAGGAGCUGAAAGGUGAUGUCCAAAAGACCGUGAAACUGUUUCAGGCAGAACCUUGCUGUGCUAUCAGAGACAACAGUGGCAAUAUGCAUGAGAUUAAAUCCAUCUGCAGGGAGGAGAUCGACAGUAGUGGUGUUUGCACUGCCCGCUGGCUUUUUGAAACCCAGCCUUUGGACCUGAUCAGUAAGGGAACUGAUGUCGUGAAAAUAAUUCGGGGCAUAUCGCUAGAGGAGGGUCAACGAGGAGGUGUUGACCGGAAGAGGUGGAUGUUUGAAACUGAGUCAUUUGACAGAAUACCUGAGGUUGUAGGAGAGAACACAUUUGAAGGAGCCAUAGCUGAGUGCACAGGAGAGGUUGAUGUCAUCAACAAGAAGAAAUUCUUUGAAAUGAAACCACUGGCAGCAGGAAACAUGGCAGAAAAGUCUUUGGAAAAGGGAGACGUAAUUGGGGGAGAUGUCAAGACCUCCCUUUGGUUGUUUGAAACGCAGCCCAUGGAGACGCUUAGUGAUAGCUAUGAAGUCGGGAGCCUGAAGAAAAUUACCCUUUCAGCUGAAGAACAAGGUGAAGUAAAAGACAAAAAACAGUUAUUUGAAAGCUGCAGCAUUCAAAAGAGCACUUCAUUAAAAGAACAAGUGAUUGAAAAAGGUGACGUGAAGGGAUUCAAAGAACUUUUUGAAAAAAUUCCUUUGAGCAAAAUUGCUCCUUCUGGGGAGGAGAUUACCGAGAACGAAGAGUCUAUUGCAGUUGGAAAUGUAAAAGGUAACAGAGAAAUAUUUGAAACAACUCCAUUAUAUGCAAUAAAAGACAGCUCUGGAAACCUUCAUAAGAUUACAACAGUCAGCCGAGAGGAAUUCACUCAAGGGAAAGUCAAAAAGUAUAAGUGGAUGUUUGAGACGAAGCCGUUAGACCAACUGGUAGAAGGAAAAGGAAAUGUGGAAGUAAUCAAAGGCAUCACAAGACAGGAAGACAACACAGGUGAUGUCAAAAUGGCAAAGUGGCUUUUUGAAACACAGACAAUUGAUGGGAUUCAUUCAAAGUUCAAUCAGACAAAGCAAAACUCUUCUUUAGAGGAGAAGCCGCAUAAAGGUGAUGUGAAGACCUGUAAAUGGUUGUUUGAAACACAGCCAAUGGACAUUUUGUAUGACAAAUCCGAAAAAGCAAAGGAUAAAGAAGCCAUUGAAGAUACCAAUGUCAAGUCCAUUACAUGGCUUUUUGAGUCACAGCCUCUAGAUAGCAUCAAAGAUGAGGAAAAGUACAAUUUGAAGCUAUGCAGCACCAUACGAGAUUCAGUCCAAUCAGAGGUUGGUGUUCAAACUGUGAAACAUCUUUUUGAAACAGAGGCCUUGGACAGAAUAAGAAAGGAUACAAAUUCAGACCAAAAUCUGAGAUGUGUCAGCCAAGUGAACUUUCAGUCAGGGGAAGUUUCGCGAGUCAAAGAACUCUUUGAAUCCCAGUCUCUUGACGAAAUAGGAUCAGAAAUCAUGGCAGCAUCUGAUCAGCAGAACCAAGGAGAACAAAUCGAGAAAGGUUCUGUAAAUAAAUUUACUUGGAUGUUUGAGAACUGCCCCAUGAGCCAGAUCAACAAGGACAACAAUGACACAAAUACGCCAAGGGUUGAGAGUAUUGAAAGUGGUGAUGUCCAGAAGAAAAAGUUUAUAUUUGAAACAUCGUCACUGGAUAAAAUUCACGAUGAACCCGUUGAGCAGAAUUGGGUCAAUGUGGAGCAGCCUGUGAGCAAUAUAGACGUGAAGUCAAGCACUAUGAUGUUUGAGUCCCUGCCACUGUAUGCCAUCAGAGACAAAGAGGGCCAGUUUCAUGAAGUUACAACUCUAAAAAAGGAAGAGGUAAUGAGUGGUGACGUAAGAGGAGCAAGGUGGAUGUUUGAGACAAAACCACUCGAUGCCAUCAAGGCGGAGAAUGAAGUUUACGUCAUACGAGCUGUCACCCAGGAGGACGUCAAGAAAGGAGACGUUAAAUCAGCCAGGUGGAAAUUUGAGACACAACCUCUUGACUCCCUUACGAGUCGAGAUGAGCUCUCAGUCAGGGUGACUGAAGACUUUGGAAGCAGUAAUGUGCAGCUAAAUAAACAAUUAUUUGAAUCUGAGCAGCAGUGCAAGAAGUUUGUGAGAAUGGUUAGUGUCACUGAUGUGCAGCGUGGCGAUGUCAGGACCUCCACCUGGCUCUUUGAGAAUCAAACAAUUGACAGCCUGAAAGGGGAGCCUCAGGAGCAGGGUCCAGUAAAAGCAGUCCACAGGGAAGAUAGCCAGAAGGGAGAUGUGAAACGCUGCACCUGGCUCUUUGAAUCGCAGCCCCUGGACAAAAUUAAGGAGCCAGAAGAAACCACAGUGCAAAGUGCUAAAGAUAUCCCAAAAGCUGAUGUGAAGUGCACCACCUGGCUCUUUGAGACCACUCCACUAGACAAAAUCACCGCCAACAGUGUGGCUGAUACCCUUUCGUAUUUGAAUGAAAAUGCUUUUGUUCACUCAAGCGGCAUCAUAAUAGAGGCAGAUGGCAGCAGAAAUGUUAACAUGGCAAAAUACAUGUUUGAAAACAAAGAAGGGGUGCAGAUUGAGAAAGAGGAUGUUGUUGAGGGUAACAUCAGGAACAUCAUGCUACAGCUCUUGGUCAGACCGACUCUCAAACCACAAGUAACUCUUCUGAGAGAAACUGAAAAAGGUAAAGUUAACAUAACAGUAGUCGAGCUUCCAGUCUCCCAGGCGACCGGCACAGUCAACAUCGAACACGAUCAAAGACUACAAAACAUUGCCCAGGUAAUUGAUGACUUGCUCAUUCCACAAAAUAAUUUGAAAAAGGGAAUAAUAUUGCAAGAGACUGCAGCGGGACAAGCAGAGAUGUCCGUUUAUUCACUCAUCUGCAAUUACGAAAUCAAAACCGAGAGUCUGGUUACAGAGAGGGGAGAUGUCCAGUCUACAAUUGGAAAUUUGUUAGCUACUGCCAGUUGUCAGAGGAUAGCAGCGUCGUGCAGAGUGGACGAAACAGAGAAGGGAAAUGUGAAUUUGUACAAAAGCUGGAUUGAAAAGGGAGAUCUGCAUUAUCUCAAAAGUCUUCACACCGAGGCGUCUGAAGACGAAGCUGAUCAGAGCCUUCUGACUAAGGAACAGAUUGAAACAGUUCAGGGGGGUGUGAGGGAAGCAAAGAGAAGCCUCUAUCAGCAAAAAGAACAGGCAGAACGAACAAUUUCUGAUGUUUUACCAGGGGACGUAAAGAACACCAAAAAGGUUUUUUCAUCAGAGUGCUCUAUCAGUGUUGACAGCUGUGUACCAAAGGAGGAAAUUGUCCCUGGAGAUGUCAAGGCAACAAUGCAAUCAUUAGAACGUGCAAAGCAACAGAGUAUGUGUGUGGAGCGGGAGGUCAUUACACCUGGAACUAUUUAUGACAUGGACCUGUCAGCUCAAGGUCCUGAAAGCGAAGGAAACCAAGCACAAAAAGAAGUCAUUAUAUCUGGAGACGUAAAAGCAGCUAAAAGGUCUCUUGAAAUGGCAAAGCAGCAAAGCAUGCAAGUAGAGCGGGAAGUCAUCAUUCCUGGAAAAAUAUACAACCUGAAUAUGUCCGCACAAGAGGAAAGCUCAUCAACAGUGGCACAAUCAACAUGUUCGUCCUCCUCAAGAUGCCAGCAAAUCAGGACUUCUCCGAAGGUCAGUGAUACAGAGAAAGCUCAAGAAAGCCAUAUCUCCUUUGAGGCUUGUCAACAGAUUGCAGCUAUAGACAGUAAUAGUGCCCCAGAAUCACUGCCACCUUUUGUAAGUUGCGAGUUUAAUAGUCAGACAACUGAAGAUGAGACAGAACAAGUUAUCAGAGGAGAUGUGAAAGCAGCUAUUAGAGCUCUGCAGAGUGCAGCGACAGAGCAGAAGCUCCUAGAUAAGGAAAAUAUUAUAAGCGGUAAUGUGCAAUUGGCUCUCAAAUCUCUUGAGAAGUCUAGCGUAAAUGUAUCCAAAGGAGACUAUAAAGCUGCCAUGAUAUACAGAAAUUCAGGCAGGGCUUGUUCAGAGAGGAGCAAGACUGUUCACAAGCAGUGUGUUGUGGUGCCUGUGCCUCCAUCUGACGCAAAAUUAUCUCCUUCAAUUUCAGUAACCUGUGAAGGACAACCAUCUAUUACAACACAGAAUUCAGCUCCCAACCCCGUAGCAAAUGGAACCUCUAAAUCACCCCGCUCUGAAAGGCCAAGUCCACCUCCACUGCCUCAAAAGACUGAGAAACCACAGGAGCAGAAGCCAGCUUUACCACCAAAGCCACAAUGGAUAAAAUCUGUAGUUGUGGAAGAACCAAAUACAUCACCUAACAAAGUUUCCUGCCCUGUUAAAGAAAAUACAAAAAGUGUAGUAAUUCGUCCAAAACAAAGCCAGUCGUUUUGCUCUGUGGGUAGCCAAGAAACUACAACGCAUGGAAAACUCAGUAAACAAUGCUCACAUGAAACAUACCAACAACAAAAAUGUGUUAGUGAAGAAAUGCAAGUCGCAAAUCAAGCAAAUGUAUAUCUGCCAAUCAAGCCAAAGGCUCAGGAAAGCAGCAAGAAACAGGAAACAGCACAACUCACAGAGAGGAAAUCAGACUGCAAAAUGACCGUGUCAAACAGCAGUGAAGUGAAAACAGAGAAAAAUGUGAAACAGAAAAUCAAUGCAGCUGAGGAGAUACAGAUACGUAUGAGGGGUUAUGAAGAUGGUGAGCAUGAAAUCAACACGAGCUCGAAGGCAGCACUAAAUAACUUUGAAGGAAAGGACAGAGACACUUCCAAGAAGGCAGCAAUCACAGAUGAUAACGGUAGAGGUCAUAAAAAGACAGAAAAGACUUCUGUUCAAGAAUACAAAUCAAAUCUCAAACCUCAAGAAAAACAGCACGAGCCCGGACUGCAGACAUCAGUCACUAUGGGCCAUGUGCAGGAAAACAACCCGGACCAAAAGCAAUCAACUUUUGAGGAUAAAGUUGUUUUAAGAGAGAAGAAGGCAAGAGAGACAGAGGAUGAAAGACGACAAAGGCUCUCUGUACACAUGGAAGACAUCGUAAAAGGAAAUGUAAAGGCAGCCAUGGAAAUCUUUGAAAACUUUAGGAAAAGAGAGGAACUCAAGGGGAUCCUGUCUCAAGUGCAAGAAAUAGAGGGAGAGGCCAGCAGUGUAGAUGACACUUCACUGAAUACAUUAUACCAGAAUGUCCCUACUUGGAUGGGUACAUCAAGGAGAAACGCUAAGCAAAGUAAAAUGGAGGGAAAGAAAGUUGAAGCAGAAACCCAGGAUGAUGAUCUUGAAAGCAUCUCCUCAGUUGAGACGGCAUUUGAAGAUCUGGAAAAAGCAAGCAAGGAAAUAAUGAACCUGAAGGAACAGACUUUAGCAAAGCUGCUUGAAAUCGAAGAGACGAUUAAAAAGGCUCUGUACUCCGUGUCUAAUCUGAAAUCUGAGGCCGACAUUGCAGGGUUGUCGGGGCUGUUCGAUGAGUCUUUGAAAUCUGAGCAAAACUUUCAACCAGCCAACAACAUCAGGAAGAUAAGCAUUGUUUCAAGCAAGGCCAAAUCAGGUCAGACAAAAGAGACAAGCGAUGUAAAUCUCCAGACAGAUUUGGAUUCAAGUCUUUCCAAAGAGGAAGUGUCGAGAAAAGGGCACAAUAAGCCCCUUAUUAGACAGUCUUCCUCUCAGUCUUCACCAUCAUUCAUCUCCAUUCACUCAGCUGCCAGAAAACCAAGUGAUCAACCAAAGCCAACCAUGUCAACAUUUAAACCAAAAACUAAUAGCUGCUCUGACAGUUGUCAAAAUGUGAACAGCGAUCUGGAGUCCGCAGCUGCCGAGUCUUCAAAAAAUGGCCCACAGCGCAAGGUCAGUGUUCUUGAAGUGCAAACCGCAGAGCAACCCGCAGGAAUAAUUGGCACGAAGACUGUCAGUGAAACUUAUGAAGAGAGCGACGGCUUUGGCAAUGUAUUUGUUUCCUCCAGGACCUCAACAUUCGUCACCAAACAGUCUGACAGUAAAACAUCGGCUCUGUUUGAAAUUAGUCCAACCAGAUACGAAGUCAUGACAUCCCCACUGAUGCGAAGGUCCGGGCGCUUUUUUGAAGAUAAAGUGUCGAGGAGCACCAAGGACGACGGGACGGUAUUUGUAACAUUCGGCCCACCAAAGGAAACGCACUGAACGAGCCACUUAUUAGUGCGUUCCACGGUCCUUUAACUUUAGGAAAGCAGUUUUAUUUACGUGUGUUUUCAUCCCAUUUUUGUUUUAUUAGUGAAACUGUUUUGUUAGUCUUUAAACUGAACUCAUGAAAUCAUGAAAAUGUUACCUUUAAAAACUUUUUGUCUUAUAGAUUUUAUACUGUAACCACAUGAUAAAGUGUUAAGAUCUUUUAACAAGGCUAAACACAAAGUUAGCACUGUUUAUUCUUCUGUUUUAAACAACUGUCAAAUAAAUGACAGGUUAGAAGAUG
Messenger RNA from Maylandia zebra (zebra mbuna), 8014 nucleotides. RefSeq names its product xin actin binding repeat containing 1 (gene xirp1). Gene Ontology annotation, biological process: actin cytoskeleton organization; actin filament organization. Lineage: Eukaryota; Metazoa; Chordata; Actinopteri; Cichliformes; Cichlidae. Gene Ontology annotation, cellular component: stress fiber; focal adhesion. The record is from RefSeq and is a predicted model, not a curated record. Gene Ontology annotation, molecular function: actin filament binding.